AUGUCUGGCGAAAGCGAAGAACCCGGCGAAAGUAGGAGCGACAGAGCGUGUCGUUGCGAUGAAACACGCGCUCUAGACGCGGAAGUGCGGGCGGCUGUGGAGCGUGGCGUGGUGUUCCAAGACCCCUUUACCGCCUACUUGGAUCCUGAAGCAGUUAUCGAGGCCGAAGCCUGGGUUGGUGCGGGCACUCACAUCUUGGGAAACACCCGGAUCGAACAUGGCGCACGCGUCGGCCCUAAUGCGAUCAUCGAGGACUCCCGAGUUGGCAAAGGCGCAAUCGUUCAACCAUUUUCCAGCGUCACGGGCGGUUCAGUCGUCGGACCCGGCGCGGUUGUCAGAGAGCGUACCGAACUACGCGGCAGCGUAAUCUCGGGCGAAGCCGAGAUCGGCCCGAAUGCUAUUGUCGAAGAUUCCCGAAUCGCUUCGAAGGCCAAGGUCGGACCGUUCUGCCGAGUACGAGCAGGAUCUGAAAUCGGCUUCGAUGCGUAUAUUGGUACGCAAGCAGAAGUCAAAGCAAGCCGUAUAGGUGAUGGAUCAAAAGUCGGGCAUUUCUCGUUCGUUGGCGAUGCGAUUCUCGGUAAUGCUGUGAAUAUCGGCGCUGGAUCGGUGACAGCAAACCACGACGGCCAGCAGGUCCAGAAGACGGUGAUCGAAGACCGAGUGUCCAUCGGUGCCGGAUGCGUGCUCGUCGCCCCCCUGCGGCUAGGUACCGGCGCACGUACGGGCGCUGGUGCAGUAGUGACGCGUGACGUCGCUGAUGGCGAAUUGGUGCUAGGAGUACCGGCGCGACUGAAGGCGAUGCAUUAG
Geodia barretti is the source of this 807-nucleotide messenger RNA. Lineage: Eukaryota; Metazoa; Porifera; Demospongiae; Tetractinellida; Geodiidae. The record is from the annotation of a GenBank genome assembly.